GGGUAAAUUACAAAAUGGUGACACAUAGUAUCUUGUAGUAACAUCGUUGUGUGCUUUUUUUAUCUUUAGAAUGCACUUUCAUCAGAUAGUCAGAAUUUGAAUAAGGCUAGAAAGAAGUAUUCCAACGUAAGUUGGAGUAUAUGUAAUCUUUUGCUUGCCGUAAAUUGCUUUUAAUAAAAAUGAUGUCAACAAGAUAUGUUUCUUUUAUAUCUGGAAUAAUAAUAGCUUCAUUAACAUGGGCCUCUAGUUUAUAUCUUUAUUCAAGAUUAUCUCAAAAUACUAAUACUGCAAAUCCAACAAUGUUAGUAUUAGAGAAUUCAAAGUUAGGAAAAGACUCUCAAUUUUAUCAUAAAACUUAUAGUAAUCAACAUCUUAAAUUCCACAAUAAUUUAAUUGCUCAUCAUGACAAACAAAGUAUGAUAGAUAAAGGUACUUAUAAUUUAAGGAGAAAUGCCUUUAAAAAUAGUGACAAACUAUUACAACAAUUACAACCUGUACCAGUAAAACCUGCUGUUACAUUAGGACAAGGUUUAGAUGAACUAGGAAUGGUAAAAAAUUUUGAAGAUCAACGAAAACGAGAUGAAGGAUAUAAAAAUUACUCCUUUAAUAUAUUAGUGUCAGAUAAUAUUGGGCUGCAUAGAGAAUUACCAGAUACGAGGCAUAAAUUAUGUGAAAUACAAAAUUAUUCUUCUAAAUUACCAAAUGCUAGUAUUGUUAUAUGUUUUUAUAAUGAACAUUAUAUGACACUUUUAAGAUCCUUGCAUUCCAUUAUUGAUAGAACUCCUGCAAGUCUUCUACAUGAAAUUAUCUUAGUAAAUGAUUGGAGUGAUAGCGAAGCGUUACAUGAAAAAAUUAAGACAUACAUUGCCAACAAUUUUGAUGGUAAAGUGAAAUUUUAUAAAACAGAGAAACGAGAAGGAUUGAUCAGAGCAAGAAUGUUUGGUGCAAGGAAAGCAACUGGAGAAGUUUUAAUUUUCUUAGACAGUCAUAUAGAAGUAAACAAAAGGUGGAUAGAACCCCUCCUCUCACAAAUUGCUCAUUCAAAAACUGUCAUUGCCAUGCCAGUUAUUGAUAUAAUUAAUCCAGAUACAUUUCAAUAUACUGGUAGUCCUCUGGUAAGAGGAGGUUUUAAUUGGGGUUUGCAUUUUAAAUGGGAUAAUGUGCCAAUUGGUACAUUUGUUCAUGAUGAAGAUUUUGUAAAACCUAUAAAGUCUCCAACAAUGGCUGGAGGUUUAUUUGCAAUGGACAGAAAAUACUUUACAAAAUUGGGAGAAUAUGAUGCUGGUAUGGAUAUCUGGGGUGGUGAAAAUCUUGAAAUAUCAUUUAGAAUUUGGAUGUGUGGUGGAAGUAUUGAAUUAAUACCAUGCUCAAGAGUUGGACAUGUAUUUAGAAGAAGGAGACCAUAUGGUACAUUUGAUCAACAUGAUACUAUGUUGAAAAAUUCAUUACGCGUCGCACAUGUUUGGUUAGAUGAAUAUAAAGAUUAUUUUUUAAAAAAUGUUCAAAAAGUUGAUUACGGUGAUAUUUCGGAAAGAUUAAAUUUAAGAAAGAGAUUAAAAUGUAAAAAUUUUGCAUGGUACUUAAAUGUAGUAUACCCUGAACUAGCAUUACCAGAUGAUAAUAAAAAUAGAUUAAAAGAAAAAUGGGCAAAAAUCGAACAGAAACCGAUACAACCCUGGCAUUCUAGGAAAAGAAAUUACACUGAUCAAUAUCAAAUUAGACUUUCUAAUUCAGCAUUAUGCAUUCAAAGUGAGAAAGAUAUUAAAACAAAAGGUUCUAAACUUAUAUUAGCACCAUGUUUAAGAAUUAAAUCACAGAUGUGGUAUGAGACUGGUAAAAACGAAUUAGUACUUGGCCAGAUGCUUUGCAUGGAAGGAGCUGAGAAAGUUCCAAAGCUUGGAAAAUGCCAUGAGAUGGGUGGCAAUCAAGAAUGGCAUCAUAAAAAUACUAAUAAUACACCUAUAUAUAACAUGGCAGCUGGCACAUGUUUGGGAAUAAUGCGGGGAGUAAAAAGCACACAAAUAGUAAUGGAUUUGUGUACUAAAAAAGAUACAAGCUCUAUAUCAUGGGAUUUGGUACACUCUAAAAUUCUUUUAAAAGAAAUUAGGUGACAUCAAAUGGGGCGAUGGUAGUUACAGAAAUAAAAGAUAAAAAAUAGAUUUUUAGAGAAAAAAGGUAAUAAGAGGAAAAUUAUCAUAAAUAUUAUCAUAAAUUUUAACAAGCGUUUGUGAUAUGGAAUAGAUUAUUAUGAAAGUUUUAGGAUUUUUAUAUUGUUUUAUACAUUGCAUUCUUUAAUGUUAUUUUACAUUAUGAAGAUGAAAUAAUUAUUAUUAUUAUUAAAAAUGUAUAAAAGUAAAAAUUGAAUUUUUUAAAGAAUUUUAAAUACAAUUUUAACCAAUUUUUAAUAUUAUGGAACGGUUACUAUAGCUAAUAUUUUAUUAAUAGAAAUGAAUUUCUCUGAAAGUAGAAACAUAUGAAACAUAUACAUAUUUAAUCAUAUGUAUAGAUAUGUACAUAUACAUAUAUUUGUACAUAUAUUAUAACUUCAAGUCAGUCAAUGCAGUUAAAUGCAGAUGUCAAGCUCAUACGUCGUAUGUUAUGCGGUAUCGGAACCAUAAAUAAUGUGUCAUCAAGGUUUAAGCUGAAGAUCCACUGGCAAGUUACGCUAAUCCAAGAACAUUUGCCUCAAUCUAUUUAUAUGGAGCCGUUUUCAUUAGCAAACUAAACUGGCUCAGCCACUUGAAAAAUCGAUUCUGUACACAUAUAUGGAACCAUUUCUACUUAAGCUAAGUUCAAGUGCCUUGAAGGCCCAUUUAACUCGGGCUAGCAUGAGAUUGCCUCGUGACCUUACAAAAGCUUAUCAAGGAGCCUUUUCCUCAAUGAUUUUAUGUGAUGAUUUUAAUGAGUUUAAUCGAUUGUUCCGAUGAAAUUUCGGAAAAAUCACGUACCGAAAUCCGUUAUCUUCAGGACAAAAUGUAUGUCGCGCAUCGUAACAAAACAACAUAUAGAUUUUCUGAUGAUCCACACACCUUCGCGUCUUUAUACUCGCACCAGGCAGCCUAACAAACCACCUAUAAAAAUGACAUCUAAUCAAAAAAUUAAUACAUCGAUCAUUCGAAAUAGCUAUUAACCAAUAACAUUAUUUCUAUGUAGCUGGGAAACCCAAAAGUUAACGUGAUUCGAUUCAAGCAAAUAGAUAGAUCAGAUUACAUUCUCUCGAAAGUAUAAUAUUGACAUAAAUAAUUUCAUUGUUUAUAUGAUAUGAUAUUCAUAUCAUAAUGACAAAGAAAUUUUCUAUCAUAAUAUACGGUAUAUACAUUUGACUGCUAAUUGACAAAAACCCAAAAUUUAUUAAUUUUCUUUAUGUUUUUAAACCCUCGCAACAAGUUUUUUGCGCACUACUAAUAAAUUUUUGACAUAAAUAGGUAAAUAAUUUUCUAUAAGGAAUGCUAUGAUGAAUCGAUUAAUGUAUUAAAAAAUGUAAAACAUUUCAUUUAAAAAAGUGAAGUUGAUCUCCUUCGAUUCCCGAACAAUUUUUACGAUACAGCCAUGAAGAAAUGGCAUAUAGCUUUACAAUGAUUUCGACAUACAAUAUGUAUUUUCAAA
Molecule: messenger RNA, 3606 nt
Organism: Bombus pascuorum
Lineage: Eukaryota; Metazoa; Arthropoda; Insecta; Hymenoptera; Apidae
Gene: Pgant35A
Product: polypeptide N-acetylgalactosaminyltransferase 35A
Exons: 7
Coding region: 180-2111 (643 amino acids)
Biological process (GO): regulation of Notch signaling pathway
Cellular component (GO): Golgi apparatus
Molecular function (GO): Notch binding
Source: RefSeq, a predicted model, not a curated record